AUUUCCCACCCUGCAUGUAUUUCACAGGGUUUUUUUAUUCACUUCUAUGGUUCAGGGAACUUGCUGAUUUUGACUGCCAUGGCAUAUGACAGAUAUAUUGCUAUAUGUUGUCCUUUGAGAUAUAAUACCAUUAUGAGUCAAAAUAAUUUAAUUAAAAUUAUUACUGUGAUAUGGUUGCUUAAUUUCUCAAUCAUGUUUACAUUAUUUGCAUUGGUUGCACGGUUUAAGGUCUGUAGGACAAAUAUAGUGGAUUUGUCCUGCAACAAUCCAACAUUAUUGAAACUGAUCUGUGAGGACACCAGAGUGAACAACUACUAUGGGAUAGUGAGUAUGAUUGUGAUUAUGGUAAUACCACUGGUAGUGAUAUUAUUCACAUAUGCACAGAUCUUGCGCACAUGUGUUAUGACUAAUCAUACGGAUGCUCGGAGGAAAGCCAUUCAGACCUGUGGUACACAUUUGAUUGUUUUCUUAAUCUUACAAAUCAAUACUGCCUGUACACUGAUUUCUCAUCGCAUUGAAGGUACAUCCCCAUACAUAAGAAGGGCUCUCGGUGUAUCAGUUUUAAUAUUUCCCCCUUUUUUGGACCCUAUUAUAUAUGGACUGAAAACUGCAGAACUGAGGCAGAGCAUAUUAAUAUUCCUGAAAAGACAUCUUUGUUCAACCAAAUAA
Messenger RNA from Plectropomus leopardus (leopard coralgrouper), 669 nucleotides. RefSeq names its product olfactory receptor 52B2-like. Gene Ontology annotation, molecular function: olfactory receptor activity; odorant binding; G protein-coupled receptor activity. NCBI's taxonomy places the organism in Eukaryota, Metazoa, Chordata, Actinopteri, Perciformes, Serranidae. The record is from RefSeq and is a predicted model, not a curated record. Gene Ontology annotation, cellular component: membrane. Gene Ontology annotation, biological process: detection of chemical stimulus involved in sensory perception of smell; G protein-coupled receptor signaling pathway.